Molecule: messenger RNA, 8073 nt
Organism: Chiroxiphia lanceolata (lance-tailed manakin)
Lineage: Eukaryota; Metazoa; Chordata; Aves; Passeriformes; Pipridae
Gene: DLEC1
Product: DLEC1 cilia and flagella associated protein
Exons: 39
Coding region: 40-5274 (1744 amino acids)
Biological process (GO): negative regulation of cell population proliferation
Source: RefSeq, a predicted model, not a curated record
AACGGCGGCGGCGGGACCUGAGGAGAGGACGGGCUGGCCAUGGCUGAGGGGAGCCCCAGGCCCGGCUCAGAGGACAUGGCUGAGGGGAGCCCCUGCCCCGAUCCGCAGGACAUGGCUGAGGGGAGCCCCAGGCCCGGCUCAGAAGACAUGGCUGAGGGGAGCCCCAGACCCGGCUCAGAGGACAUGGCUGAGGGGAGCCCCAGCCCCGGCUCACAGGAUUCCAGCGCCGAGCUGGCCAUGGCUGAGGGGAGCCCCAGCCCCGGCUCGCAGGAUUCCGGUGCUGGGUUGUCCGUGGCCAUGGGGAGCCCCAAGCCCAGCUCGCAGGACAUCUCCCACGUGCUGGCUAGAGCCUUUGGGGACCUGUACACCAGAGAUGUUUUUGGGGUGGACAUGGGCACAACUGGGAUCGAGUCACAAGAAGGAGACAGUGUUGAUCAUGAGGGCUUCACAGAUGAGCUGGAGCAGCUCCUUGCUGAGUAUAAGAGCCGACUGACAGAAGCUGACAAAGCAGAAAAGAAGAUUGUUCAGGCCCAGAUCCAAGCGAAAGCUGAAGAUGAAAGGAUCCUAAACCAGAUGAAGGCAGAGGCAGGGGAAGAUUUCCACAAAAUGGGACUUCCACCAGUGGCAUCCUCUUUUAGGCGGAUUUUGGAUAAUGAACUUCUCAGAAAAAAUAAUUUAAUCUGCCCUGAUGAUUACAUCACUGAGAAAUUGCCUCUUACUAAAGCACCAAAAGGAAAAUCAGAACCUGGAUACUUGAAAGAGACAUUUAUUUGUAAGCAGCGUGUCCCUUUUCCACUGGAUCACGUUGUGUACUUGUCUCCUGGCGGGACAAGUAUGUCUUCAACUCUGCCCUCAACUCCAGAUUCCACCCACCACGCUACAAAAAUAAGUAAGAAAACUAAAACCUCACGGAAACCAGCCUGGAAAGAGAGUAAGUUCCAAGCAGAGGGAGUAAGUGAGGACCUGACCAGACUUGAGAAAGGGCAGAAUUACUUGAAGAACCCACGCUUUUUCCCAUUAAAUACUCUUCAUGGAGGCAAAUCCCUGGUCAUUUCUCAAGAAAAAGUGGACCAAAUCAUAGCCACAAGAAAAGCAGAAGAUGCCAAAGGUGAUACGUCAUUUGUUCCCGUGUUUCUUGCCAAUCCACCUACUGUUCUGUUUUCCUAUGAUGAAGUUGGGCUGGCCUAUGAGGUGACCAUAGAGCUACAGAACAUCACUUCAACAAGUCAGUAUAUGAGACUUAUCCCCCCCUCUACUUCAGCAUUUUUCAUUUUGCCAGGAAAAUUCCCAGGAAAGGGUGGAAUGAUUGCUCCUGGGAUGGCAUGCCAGUAUACAGUCCAAUUUAUUCCUAAAUAUCUGGGAGAUUUUGAAGAUCAUAUAUUAGUGGAAACUCAAUCAUCAGAACCUCUUCUGAUCCCAAUCCAAGCUAAAGUAUCACUUCCAGUAUUAACAUUGCCUCACAUUAUAGAUUGUGGUCCCUGCCUUGUUGGAGGAAUAAAAGCAACAUCAAUUCUGUGCAGAAAUGAGGGCGUUAGGACUGGGAAGUUCUCUAUAAUGCCAAAGAAAGCCUGGCCACCUCCUAAUCCUGGGGCCAUUGCCACUCUUGAUUUUGUGAUACAAGAUCCUUUUGGGAUCCAGCCUGCUGUUUUUGAGCUGAUUCCAGGGCAGAGUGAAACAGUAGAGGUCCUGUUUUUCCCUUCUUUACCAGAGGCUUCACAGCAAACAUACACCCUUUUGUGUGACAAUUGUCCAGUCAAUGAUGUGACAGUUACAGGGGUUGGAGAGCUGAUUGCUCUGGACCUUCUGUUCGUCACGGGUGGAGAAAGCAAACCUGAGCUGGGUGAAGUUACUGAUGUGACAGCACAACAUCUCAUCCGGUUCGACCGCCAAAACCCACACAGCAGCCAGGAGAAGAGCUUGGUUAUAAGGAAUUCCACCCCUGUAGAACUUCCCUUCUUCUGGCAGAUAAGAAAGCCUAAUCUGAAACCAUUAAUACCAGAAGGAACUGCAGACUUUACGAAGGUCGAAGACAAUCAAGACACAGGGUCAGCCUUCUCCCUAAAUCCUGAGCAGGGAGUUUUGCUUCCCUGUGCAGAUCAUGAGUUUAUCCUCACUUACACUCCACAGGAGCUGCAGAGUUACCACAGUGUGAUUCAGAUGGUACUGAGGGACAUCCCAGAAUCACCUCGUUUAGAAAAUGAGGGGAUGCUUCAAAACAUCCCAGAAUGCGAAGUAGAGGAUGUAAUAGGACUGGAAAUAGAAGUUAAAGGAUCAACAGAACCAUUUCAUUUUCUUCUGGAACCAUAUGCCAUUAUUAUCCCUGGAGAAAACUUCAUUGGUGUAAAUUUCAGAAAAACAUUUAAGCUGUGGAACAACAGCAAAUCACUGAUCAAGUACACGUGGGACAAAAUCACGACCUCUGAGAUCAUGGAAGUUUUUCCUCCUACUGGUGUCAUAGACAUAAAUAGUUUCUGUGAAUUUGAACUGGCAAUUACUGGAAGCAAACCUGGUGUCAUCAGCCAUAACCUGCAGUGUAACAUUGAGCCAUGCCCAGAGCCAGUUGUGCUGCAUGUUGAGGCUGCUUUUAAGGGUCCACUUCUUUGUAUUGAUAUUCCAUCACUCCGGUUUGGUUUGACUAAGCAGGGUAAGAAUGUGUUAAAAACCUUCGAGAUUAAAAAUAUGUGUCAAGUGCCAGCACAGUGGAGGAUGCAAGAAAGCCAGGUUUGUCUAGCAGAAAGGAAUGAAGAGAUAUCUCCCUUUACCAUCCAACCAUCAGCUGGAGAAAUACCUCCUUUGGGUGUAUGCACAGUGUCAGUUCAGUUCACAUCACUGCGGUGCCAACGUCUCCAGACAGUAUUGGAACUAGAGGUAGAAAAUGGAGAAGGAAGUUAUCUUCCUGUUUUUGUUGAAGUUCAGACCCCCCAAGCGUGCCUGAUAUCUAGUCGUCUAGUAUUCCCUGAAAUUUAUACUGGAGUUCCUGUCAAAGCAACCAGUAAACUUUUUAACCAGACACUGCUGCCAGCAAAAUACUUAUGGGGAAAGCCCAUUGGAAGCCAGGCAGUCUCCUGCUCUGUCACUGUCUCCCCAGCCAGUGGCACCUUGGGCCCAAAUGAGGAAAAAGAAUUCUGCAUAGAGCUGUCAGCCAGCAUCGUGGGUGAGCUGAAAGACCUCGCCCUUUCCUGUAGCAUAAAAGACAUGGUUGAACCCCUUUUUCUGAGCAUUUCUGGAGAAGUGAAGGGACUACAGGUCUUCUACUCAGUACCUUGUGACAGUGGAGUUGCCAGUGAUGAAAGACAAAUGUCACAAAGCCCAUGUGACCUUCUUUUGGACUUUGGGUCUGAAGUUGCAUUCAGAGAUGUAGUAAAGCGUCAGCUGAUUCUUACCAAUCCCACUGGAAUCAGUGCUCCAUUCACACUGGAAGUUGAGUAUUUUAUUGCCUCUUUACCAGCUCCAGAACAAGGAACCUGCCUCUCCUCAAGCUACCUGGUGAAAAGAAGAGGGCCUGUCACAAAACAUGCAGCCAGAAAAGCACAGUCAGAGUUUGAAGCAGCAGUGCUGUCUCAGGGGAAGGGAGUAGCUUUCCAUAUACAACCUUCCACGGGAACUCUGGGAGCCUUCCAGCAGCUCAGCAUAGAAAUAGCAGCUUACAACAACAUGUGGGGAGAGUACCAGGACAAUCUUGUCUGUAAGGUGGGAGACUUACAACCUAAAUUAAUUCCUAUGCAAAUGACUGUGAAAGACUGUCCUAUCUUCCUGCAGAUGACAGGACCACAAACAGAGUCACCCAUUAUCAGGUUUGGCACUCAUGUCUCGGGAGGGUCUCCUGUCCUUCGGAGGGUCCGGCUCAACAACCCCACUCCCUUCGACAUCCGCCUGGACUUGGAAGUUUACAACCAAGAGGAAGAUGACGAAAAGCUGGUGGACCUGUUGAUGCUCUUUGAAGACCCUUUUCCACCUCAGGACAUGGAUGGAAAUGAGGCUGCAUCAAGUGGUAGCACCUCAGAGUCAGAGGUCGUGUUAAAGUUGGAUCAAACUGCCAUUCCCCGUGGAAGCAUUUGUCCAGCUUCCCAAACCACGGAUGAGCCUCCAAGCUCUGACAGCAAAGAGAAGGAAAUCAGCAGUCAGGAGCCUGCAACAGAGAAAAUUGUCUCUGUACUUCUGCGACCUCAUGAAGGGGUUCCUGCAGACACCCCCUACUCCAUUACUCCAGGACAGAUAGUGGUUCCAGGAGGUGGCAGCAGCGACGUUCACAUCUCCUUCACCCCUCUCGUCCUCCCCGAGACCGCGGCUGAGGUGCGGUGUGAGGGGCUGCUGCUGGGCUUCAUGAGCCUGGACGACAAGCUUGCAAGGACGGUGCCUAACAAGGUGCAUCGCGGGCAGGGCUAUGAAGCUCCAACGUUACGAGUGGACUUGGAAGGUUUCCUGAGGCAUCCUCUGUUAAAAGUAGAGAUGGGUCACGACAGAGGAAUGGUGUUUUAUUCAGUGGCAAGUGAUCUCCUUCCUGCUAAGCCUCUGUUAGGAGUUUUGACAGAUUCGGUGAUGACUCAGAGUUUGAAACUCAUCAAUUGCACCAAGGUUCCUCUGUACUUCAGGCUCCUUCUGUCUAUGCCCUUCAGUGUGUCCAGCACAGAUCCCAAAAAGGGCACCAAAACAUCCUACAGCAAGAAGGAGGAAGGAGAACACCAACCGCAACAUGUACUUUAUCCACAGCAAAACAUGCUGGUGAAAGUGUCAUUCCACAUAACUCUGGAGUUACUUAGGUAUCAACACUUGCCAGAUACCCAGCUGCUUCCUGGAUCUGAAGUGCUCCAGCUGGAGAACGGAGAGAGAAAGCUGAAGUUUAAUCAAAAUCUGGUCAUUGAGCACAGUAACCACACUGCCCAGCUGGUCCCAGUGACUGCUUAUCUCAGUGUUCCAGUCCUGGAGCUCUCUUGCAACACAGUUGAUUUCCAGACCUGCUUUGUUGCACAGACCAAGACAGAACAUGUCUUCUUGUACAACAGGAGCGGCUGUAGAAGCUACUGGACUGCCUUGCUGGAAGAACAGGAAAGGCCCAACACCCUGGAAGUAUUUUCAGUCUUCCCAACUAAUGGCAUUUUGGAGGCACGUGAAGGGGAUGCACCUACCAGAGAGAUCUUGCAGAUCAGCUUUACUGCAAGGAGCAACAUUGACUAUGGAGCUCUCAUGACCAUUGCUGGAGUGCUGGGAGAGAAGCCUUGCAAGCUGCACCUCAGAGGACGAGGAAUGCAUAAGAGGAAUGAUGACGACCUUUAAUUUAAACAAGACAGUGUGGAACAAGUGUCAAGGACUGAAGCAGAGAACAGCCUUUUCAUCCACCACAGAACAGCUCCUGUAAAUCUGCAGAGCACGGGUAGGACAUUAAUUUCUUUUCCAAGACAGCUGCUGGUCUUCCAAGAUGAUAGUUAGUUGGAGAUUAGUUAAAAAGCUAAUUUUGGGCAGACUAUUGCAGAGGGACAGUGUUACCUUCAGGAAGCCUAAGCAAGUACCACAAAAAGACUUCCUUACCCACAGGCCAAGCCAAUGUCAUACGAUCCAUUUCGGAUGCCACCUGUAACAGCAGUGCACAAACAUUCUUACUGUCAUCAGGAGCAAAAGCAUUUCCAUCCCAGCUCUGGUUUCCAAACCCCUGAGGCAUCUGGCACAGCCAAAUGGGCAUUCCCUCAUCCUCCUGCCUGCCAGAGCAAGAGCCAGGCCAAGGAGCUGAUGGGGCUGAGGACUGACCAUGACCUGACAUGAGGCCAGAGAGGACUGGAGGGACCCUUCUGGAAGCUGCCUGAUAUGGAGGUGAUGGUAGAACUUAUACCCAGAAAACCAAGUUACUUCUCUAAGGAUAAACUCAGCCAGUCAAGGUUAUAAAAGUAUUCAACUAACACCACACUGAAAAUUCCCAGCUGCACAAGACAUUGUCACUGUUCUCACUGCUCAGAGAGACUGGAGGACAGGAGGAAUGAGCACUUGGGGCGGGGCAGGCAUGGACUCUGAUCCCAGUGCCUACAACACCUACCAGCUAUAUUGAUAAUGGCCUGUAGACCUGAGGAGCACUGCCGGUUCACACUGGAGCACGGAACUGUCUCUGGAAUACCACUGGAAAACAAGACAGCAUUGGCAAAGACUCAGUGAUGAAAACCCCCAACAACCCAAAGCUCUAAAGGGAGCAUUAAACCACCUGAUUAAACUUCAACCCUCAAGUUUCCAAACUGACCCCUUUAUACAUUUGUUGACCUAUUUGGUCCUACACCAAGGGAAAGCAAAGUUCAAAGAUAACUUCCACACUUGAUUUGCAAGUGGCUCUGAGUGCUGUUUCCCCAUGAGUCUGUCUUCAGAAGGUCCUCUCUAAGCAGGACUCUCUCCUGGGCCUAGAUCCCAAGCUCUGAUCUGGGCCAGAAACCCUGAAAAGUUUUGCAAUAUUCCGAAUUAUUGGUGGGCUGUGCCAGCACCUGUCCAAAGUGGCGGUAAUGCACUGACUGACAGAAGCAAAAAACAGCAACAGACACUAGCUGAAAUAUUUGGAAUCUGGGAUCCAGCUCAGUAUUAGCUAUUGACCACCAACACUGGACAAUGACAGAAAGGUCUGAGCCCAUUCCAUGGCUUUGGGACCAGGCAGAGCAGAGAGAAGCGCAGCCUCCCAGUCUGGAGAAGCACCACGUGCAGCUGGGAGCCCACAAAACAAGAUCUCCCAUUCAGAGGCAGCACAAACAGAUUAAACAGCCUCACCUCUGCCUCCCCAUCCCUUUGCCAUAAGUGUUCUCCAAACACUCGACCAAAGUCUAGUUUCUAGGCAAAAGGUGGACUGGUGUAAUUCCUGGGAGUGCAUGAGCCCCACCACAACCUCUAAUCCCUGCUCUGCAGCCAAAGCCGGGGGGCAGAGGGAGAACCUCAGCCUGGUUGGGAGUUUACCUCAGAAACUGUGCAACUCUUGCAAUCAAGGCACCAGCUCCAGGCUGCAGCACGUUCCCUGAGUGCAAAGAUACAAUUCCAGUCAAUGGGUUACAUUCCCCUUGCAGGCAUCAAAGGGAUGUUCCCAUCACCCCAGCUCAGCACCACCCAGCACCCAGAUCCCCCUACCACGGACAGGACAGGCGUGAAAUGGGAACACUGCCUUCCUAAACCCAACGCUGCACACUAACCCCUCCCAACCCCAUGAGUAUCCCACGGAACACCAGGAGCAGCGUGUCCCACAGAGCCACCCGGACCAGGAGGUUCUCACUCACCCACACAGAUGUCUCCCAGGGCCUCAGGACGGAGGUUGACAUCCUGGAGGACAGCUGUCAUCACGGCAGCCAGCAGCUCGUCGGGUGUCGUGUCCUGAGAGCACAAGGGAUCAGUGCCACCAGCAAACACCAGUCACAGCCCUGCCACCAGUUCACCCCCAGACCACUCCAGAGGGCUAAGGCAGUUUUACUCUUCUUCUCAGCUUACACUGGUUGUUGUUUUCCUGCUGCAACAGAGUUACUCUGUCUUCACCCCAAGUGUCUUUCAAGCAAUUGAACACACACUCUGCUUUCUCACCUGACCUCCGUAUUUAUAGGAAUGCACUGUAUUGGGCCUUCAAAAUCAAACAACUACAGUGAGUUAUGUGACAAGAUUCAGAAAACUGAGCCCCUUGACUUAUUUCGUGAAAGAAUUUAUUUUGUAGCCCCUCAGCUGAUGGGAAGCACCGCCGGCAUGACGGGACCCGUUUUGAAGGAUGACAAGGAACGUGCAUCCUUCGGGGCCAUCCUGGCACCACGUUCUCGCUGAGGGCUCUGUGGCCGCGGGUUCCAGAAGGGUGGCAGGUCCGAGGAGGUGAGGGACACGCUGCUUUUCCAAGGGGAUGCUCCGCGUGCCAGGGCGGGUGACAGCGGAGACUGGGGCUGGUCCAAGGGGGACCCCUCGGGACACUGCCCCGCUCUUCUGGGGGACGCCACCGGCCCUGGACCACCCACCCCGAGCAUUAAAACCAUCGCAAAACGUUCUUUUUUUACACUUUUUCAGCGUAGAGCAGCUCCUGGGCGGCAGCUGGGCGUCCAGCGCCCAGGUAUGGGAGGAAGGGGAUCCCAGCACCUGUGAGGG